AUGGACGGUGAGCCAGAAGCAGCCUCAGAGCGAAUUCUCCUGGAGCCAUACAAAUACUUGUUGCAACUGCCAGGGAAACAAGUUAGGACAAAACUUGCUCAAGCGUUCAACCACUGGCUCAAUGUUCCAGAGGACAAACUACAGGUGAUCAUUGAAGUGACAGAGAUGUUGCACAACGCCAGCUUGCUGAUAGAUGACAUUGAGGACAACUCCAAUCUGCGGCGAGGUUUCCCUGUGGCCCACAGCAUCUAUGGUGUUCCCUCAGUCAUUAACUCAGCCAACUACGUGUACUUCCUGGGUCUGGAGAAGGUGUUGACACUGGACAACCCCGAAGCAGUGCAUGUGUUCACUCGGCAACUGCUGGAGCUACAUCGUGGCCAGGGUCUGGACAUACACUGGAGGGACACCUACACGUGUCCAACAGAAAAAGAGUACCGCCACAUGGUGCUGAAGAAGACCGGAGGUCUCUUCGGCCUGGCUGUGGGACUGAUGCAGCUCUUUUCUGAUUGGAAGCAGGACCUGAAGCCCCUCCUGGACACACUGGGACUCUUCUUUCAGAUCCGGGAUGACUACGCUAACCUGAGCUCGCGCGAAUACAGUGACAACAAGAGCUUUUGCGAGGACUUGACAGAAGGCAAGUUCUCUUUCCCUACUAUCCACGCUAUCUGGUCGUGUCCAGAGAGCACCCAAGUGCAGAACAUACUAAGACAGCGCACUGAGAACUUGGACAUCAAGCGCUACUGCGUUGAUUACUUGGAAAAGGUGGGUUCGUUCGCGUACACCCGGAAGACGUUGCGAGAAUUGGAAGCUGAGUCUUACCGUUUAAUCAGGGAGUUUGGUGGAAACCCUCAACUCGAAAGCCUGGUCAAACUUCUCAGCCGUAUGCAUCAAGAUGCUGAAACAGAGUCAAAUACCGAGGAGCACUCCAGCCAUGACCACUGA
This is a messenger RNA of Nerophis lumbriciformis (worm pipefish), 942 nucleotides long. Lineage: Eukaryota; Metazoa; Chordata; Actinopteri; Syngnathiformes; Syngnathidae. The record is from RefSeq and is a predicted model, not a curated record.